ACGGGCCCUUCCUCGUGCGCGCGCGCGCGCGGCGAAUCUGCGGGGCCGGCGCGGGGGCGGUGACUGAGCCACAGGAGGUGGAACAUGGCUGGACAAAUAUCAGAGGCUGAUCAGAUCAAACAGUUCAAGGAGUUUCUUGGCACAUACAAUAAACUUACAGAAAAUUGCUUUGUGGAUUGCAUAAAGGAUUUCACUAGCAGAGAUGUGAAACCAGAAGAGAUAACUUGCUCAGAAAACUGCCUGCAGAAGUAUCUGAAGAUGACCCAGAGGAUCUCCAUGAGAUUCCAGGAGUACCACAUCCAGCAGAACGAGGCUCUGGCAGCCAAGGCAGGACUGCUCAGCCAACCUCGCUAGAGCAGAGCUCUGUGCUCAGACCUAAGCUGUGCCAAGAACACACUGGGGGAUUCCUGCUGUCAGGAUGUGUGUCCAGCAGCUCAGAGCAGAGCUGUGGGUGCUGCUCAGGCAGUGGGAGCAGAAGGGUUAAACAGGAGCUCAGUCCUGGUGGCCUGGCAGUGAAGUUUGUUUCCACAAGGGAAUGAUGCACAUACAACUUUUCCCAGGGCCUGGUAUCUGAAUUUCAGGGGUGGUGGGAGGGCUCACCUGCCUUUUGCUGAGACUGGUUGAGAUGAAUCAAUGUAACUUAGGGAAUACUUUUUUAUUUAAUUCAAAUAAAAUCAGCUGGAGCCAUA
This is a messenger RNA of Melospiza melodia melodia, 689 nucleotides long. RefSeq names its product translocase of inner mitochondrial membrane 9 (gene TIMM9). NCBI's taxonomy places the organism in Eukaryota, Metazoa, Chordata, Aves, Passeriformes, Passerellidae. The record is from RefSeq and is a predicted model, not a curated record. The transcript is spliced from 4 exons. Bases 85 to 354 code for a protein of 89 amino acids.